AUGGCGAAGCAAUCGGUCAGAAUGGCCAGUAAACUUCUUUGGGCGGUGGAAAAUGGCGAUUUGGAUGUGGUACGCGAGAAUGUGAACCGUAAGAACGUAGAUGAUGUAGUGAAGGCCGGGCGAAACUCGAUGCACAUGGCCUGUGAUUAUGGGCAACUCGAGGUCGUGAAGUACUUGAUCGAAAAUGGAGGAAAUGUCAAUCUAGCUGACCAGCACGGUAUCACCCCGCUCCUCUACGCCAUUUGGGAGAACCACAUCGAAGUGGCCAAGCUUUUGAUGGCAAAGGGCGCCAACCGGAACGUGAAAUCCCCGUUGAACGAGCCGUUGCUUGACUGUGCCACCAGCGACGAGAUGAAAGAUUUGCUCCGGAAAUUCAUGACGAAUGAUCAAAUCCUGGAUUAUUGGCCGGCUUCUGCGCGCUUGACGAAGGCCCUAGGGGAAAAUAGAACCGAAAGAAUACAAUGGACGUUACCCGGGAUAAAGCAAGGCUUCAAAACGGACGAGAUUCCGCAAGAUGCCGGGGAAUCUCUACAGAAAAUUAACACCGCACCCACGGAACGAGAGCUGAUUGAUGGUUUAUUGGGAUUAAUUAAAAAGUGCUACCUGGAGCUGGCACUUUGGCAAACUUCCGAGAUCCUAGCCAAAAAUGGGCACGGUUUAGGCACUGUUGGGCAGCCAAAAACCACGAAGGCUUUUGUGUACAAGAUCUGGUCCGUGCGGUUUCAACUUCUUUGGGGGUUGAAAAAGUACACCGAAUUGGCAGAUGAAAUGCAACCUUUUGAAGAGUUAGAUGCCCCAGAUUUGUAUUAUCAAUAUUUUGCUGAUAAUGCGGGAAGAAUAGGCUCUAUGGUACCUUUUGCCUUCCGGUUAAUCCACUCCGAGAUACUCCGAUUUACGCCCUACCCUUGGAAUUCGAUGCCGCGGAUAUCGGCGCUGGAGGAGGACGUUGAAAAGAUCCUGAACGAAUAUGCACGAACCGAAAAUCUUGAAGCCUACAAAAUUUGGAAGAAGCGGAAGAACUUAGUGUUGAUGGUGAAGUGUAGGACGCUGUACCAUUUAGGUAGCUAUCAAAAUGCGAUGGGCGCCGCGAGGCAAUUGAGUGAUGGCGCGGAUUCCGAUGAGGAAAAAGCGGAAGUCGAGCGAGCGAUUGUCAGAAUGGCAAUAGCGACCGGGGAUGAAAAAACGUUGGAAUCGGUGCUGGAGAAAGCUGUCGGGUUGUCGCAGAGUGAUGUCGUCUUUCAUAAAGCUCUUCGCGCCAUUUUUCACGGCAAUUUCGCGCACGCCAUGGAUCACUUGAAGAAGGCUGUAGACGCUGGCGACAAUCGUAAUAAGGUGCUGAACACCCUCGCCCUUUGCCACCUCUACAGCGGCAACCCAAAAGCUGGGAUCCAAUUUUUGGAAAAAAUCACUCACCCUUCAGAAAGUGCCAAAACAAACCUAACGAGUCUCACUGGAGUCUGCAGCUCAACUAUUGUAAAAUCACUUACUUCACCGCGCCUU
This is a messenger RNA of Mesorhabditis spiculigera, 1500 nucleotides long. The record is from the annotation of a GenBank genome assembly. NCBI's taxonomy places the organism in Eukaryota, Metazoa, Nematoda, Chromadorea, Rhabditida, Rhabditidae.